GGCUGCUGGAUCAGAAUGUGUUCGAUGAUGUUUGUGGCGCUGAGGCUGAGCUACUCGAAGGGCACUUCAAAGGUGCUGUCGCUGGGCUCUGACCGGACGGCGGACGUAUUUCGCCGCCUGCGGCAUCGCUGGCUGAGGUGGCGCGGCCGCCGCAUCAAGCCGCUAUCGCCCAAUGCAGUCAUAGUGCAAGAGCUCGAUGGAGGAUUCUUCGAGAAGUUCGGCACUCUGCUCAGAGAGCAGGAGGCUGAGGACACGAAGGAAGUGCAAGAGGAUAGCAAGGACAAAGAGGCCGAGGAAGUUGUUUCUGAAGAGGAAACGGAAGUGCUGCCACCAGACCAAGGAGAUAUCAUCAGCAGUGCAUUAUUGAAUUCUCAGCACACUAACAAACGCAUAGUGUACAGGCAAUCGUUGUCUGUUGAUGGAAAAAAGAACGAACGGAUGCCGAAAUUAGUGAGAUGGCCACCAGAACCGAUGUGGGCUGCGAGUGAAGUUGAGCUUAUACCUAUGAAAACAGCGGGCCCGGGGGCUGCAUCCCCGUUGAAGGGCUCUGUCAUGAGGGAUGCUAAGGGCAAGCCACUCAGUCAAUUCCGAGGAGUCAAGAAAGAUGUCCUCCAGAGGCAAGCCAGUCUCCUUGUACAGGCUAUGACUAUAGAGGAGCUUUACUCUGAGAUCCUUUAUGAAAUUCUGCACAUCAUCGGAUCAGAUGCCAGUCUCAUUCAGGAGCAGGACACACUUUUUGGAUACCUUCAGGAGGCCUUCAAAGUUGACCAGGAGAAUCAUUCUGCCAUGUUAGAGGCUGCUAAAGAGAAAGAGGCUCCAAACAUUUUACUGAAUGUUGAAGUUGUAGAAGGAAAGGAGUUGACUCCUAAGGAUGCAAAUGGACUAAGUGAUCCAUUUUGCACGCUUUACAUAUCGUCUGCCCCCACUCAUCGGUACACCACAUCAGUGAAAACACAGACACUUUCUCCAGUGUGGGAGGAGCAUUUCUCAUUGCCAGUGGAGAAUACACCUGAUGAUGUUCUGUACCUUGAAGUUUGGGACUUUGACCCAGCAGAAACAGUGCGAGAGAAGAUGACAAAGAUAGGAGACGUGAAGGGAGUGAAGGGUCUCACCAAGCUGAUGAAGGAGAUCGCUGUCACAGCUUCCACUGGCAAACACGAUAAUGAAUUCAUUGGUACCGCAACUGUCCCCCUCAAGUCGAUACCAGCAGGCGGUCAGACGGUGUGGUGCAACCUGGAGAGGAAGUCGAAAGUGAAGCGCCAAGGCCUCGUCAAAGUGAAGGUAUCGUUCAGCUCCGAGAAGAAUUCGCACGUCGCUGCUCAGGAACACAGGCAUCUUCUCAGGAUAUUAUUACUUCAUGAACUGGAACAAAACAAGACUGAAGCGUUCAAGUGGAAGGGUGAGUUCAGCAGGCCGGCCGCCACUCUGGUGCGUCAGCACUUGGCGCAGAGUGGCCUGGGAGCGACAGACGACGCUCUGGCUCAGUGGGUGGAGUUCGCCACUGUACAUACCACCCAUCCGCUCUCCUUCCACCUGUUUGCCGAUCUGGUGCGCAGACUGCUGCAGCCCAUCAACACCGGUCUGCUCUCUGACGAAGAGAUUAAAUUAUUCUGGGAUGGAGCCAAGAAGCUGUUGCCAUCUUGUUUCAAUAGUAUUAAGAAAAUAAGAAAACUUACUCCUGGAGAAACGUCAACAACUCUUCAUCUUCAGUCUCUCCUUACACGUUGCUUAUUCAGGUUUCAAUACGUGGUUGAACACAACAAGCCAACAGAGGACUCAGAUGAAGCCCGCUUGAAGCAUCUUAUCAAAGUUAUUCAAGUGGUCAGGACUGAUCUACAGAGAGCUAUAGACUUCUAUGAUAAGCUGUUUGGGCAAAUCAUGCUGCUUCCGUAUUCCAGAACCCUUUAUAUUAUUUAUGAUAACAGGGUUUCCGAGUUGACUGAGCCUGUAGUGACUGAUCUGUGUAUGUCUCUCAAGCCAAUCAAGUACAACGAAAAUGAUGUACCCAUCAAAGACGAGACCAGUGACAGUAUACUGCUCGCUAUUGGCACAACGCUUUUCGAGCUCUACCUUGGCCUUCGAAGGUUUGCUGUGCUAGCACAAGGCCUGUGCCCCGCUGACUUGGAGGGUCUGCACACACAAAAAUGCCAUCUGUGGUUCCACAGAGGAGUGGCCCAGUGGCUGGACAUCGCAGUCUACAAAGCCAUGAAGCGCAUUGCCAAGGCGGUCGAACUCGACCAGCUACAGCCUAUCGAUGCCAAUGUACAGUACUCGUCGUCUCCAAUUGAUACACUCACAAUUUUCAAUCAGAUCAAAGUUUUUUGGCAGCAGUUGGCUUGGCCAGAUGUGGAAGGCUCUUACACGUUUGUGGCGAAAAUAAUGGAUGAUAUAUGCAGAUGUUGUGUGUACUAUGCCGACAUCAUGAGUAAGAAAGUCGACAACAUGGGAGAAACUGAAACUGUCUAUGAGAAGAAAUUCGAAGUUACCAAUGAGUGGUGCUAUGCUAUCAACAACAUUGACUAUGUAAGACUGUCGAUAAAAUCCUUUAUGAACGACUUGGGAGUGGAUGAAAUAAUCAAACAAUUGGCAGUUUUCCGUAGUCCAAAUGCAGCUGAGCAUUGCAGAGAAACUCUACAGUUAGUGAUUGACAAUGCCAUUGACACUGUCAAAAACAAAAUUCUUGAUCUUCUCGAAGUGGUUGCAGUGAAGAUGACACCAUCAAUCAGUAGGUUUUUGGUGGAAGGAGCCGAACUUCUGAACCAAGAAAAUAACUCAGUUGACCGCCUCAUGAUGUAUUUGGAUAACAGUCUUUGCACACUGCAUUCGCAACUCAAUCCAGAGAACUUUGAACGUAUUUUGUCAAUUAUUUGGACAAAGCUUGCACAAAUUAUGUACAAUCUUGUAGAAUCUAGUCUGGAGAAACGUCGGCCGCCAUCGUUCUUCGCCAACCUGCACGAGAUGCUGAAGAUGAUGGUGAGGGACAUCUUCCGCGCGGACUCGGGUCCGACGGCGUCGCUACUCGCCAACUCGGAGGUGAUGGCCAACAUCGAACAGCUGUUGGUGCUGCAAGGCAUGGAGACGUGGCAGUUGAUCCACCAGUGCCAUCUGGAGCGACACAACGAGCAACAGGAGUUGAUCGGCGCCACUGCCCCCCUCGGCAUGCUCACUGUUCGCAUGCAGUUUGUGCACGAUCUGUUGCGCAUCGAGAUAAUGAACGCCAGGAAUCUACGUCCUAUGGACGAUAAUGGUUUAUGUGAUCCUUACGUCAAAGUACAUGUAAUUCCUGAAGAGAAGUUUACUGGUAUCACAAGGCCAAGGACAAAAACACACAAGAAAACCUUGUUUCCGCUGUUUGACGAAAUAUUCUCCAUCCAGCUGAGCCGUGAACAGAGAGAGAUGAAGGACGCGAUGGUACAUUUCUUAAUAAAGGACCAAGACUUCCUGGGCGUGUCGAGUGACUUUGUUGCGGAAGCGUACUUUCCGUUCUCCGGAAUUCCGGCCACCACAAUGGAGACUAGGCUGGAUGAGAUGACUCAGAUACAUUUGAAACUUACCAAACCUUCCAGGAUGGACUCACCGGCCAUGAAAACUCUGGAUCACAGACAAGGAGAAAAACUGGCCAAGGAUUUUAUAAAAAAACAGAAGAUCAAGGCAAAUACAAAAUCCCAUGUAACGAAUGGCAAUCACUGAUUAGCAAUAUCUUGCUAAAGCUUCCUAAAAUUGACCCAUACCAUAUAAUGUGUAAUAAAUAUAUUAUUGAAUGUGAUACAGUAUUCCAAAAUAGUGUGUUUGAAUUCUAAAUGUUAGAACUUCGAUGACGAAGACGUUGUAAUAAAAACGUCGUUAACGAUGACUAUGGAGAAUAAUUAUAUUUUGUGUAAUAUUAGAUUUAGGCAUUUGUUGAACUCAAUAAAAACUGUUUUUAAUUAUAUAU
Messenger RNA from Nilaparvata lugens (brown planthopper), 3934 nucleotides. It is a transcript of the gene stac, whose product is annotated as protein unc-13 homolog 4B. The transcript has 24 exons. The record is from RefSeq and is a predicted model, not a curated record. Bases 16 to 3690 code for a protein of 1224 amino acids. Lineage: Eukaryota; Metazoa; Arthropoda; Insecta; Hemiptera; Delphacidae.